AUGUUCUUCUCCGGGUCUAAUUCCGUAAACAUUCUCUACACAUAAACUCUCAGUUCAGUGAACAGCUAAUCUAAAACCCUAAUCAUACCAACAAUUCCGUUACACUAUUAUUGCAGUCUUCUUCAUCAUUGCUUACUACAUGCCUCACACUUCAAUUGACAGAGGAGCUUGAAGACCCGUUGAAGUUACUCGGAUCCUUAUUUUCGGAUCUUCAAAACAAUGGCGGACUCUCUCAUUUCCGUUGCCGCUUCCGUCUCUACUCAGUCCACCAAAAUACGAGUCCGGAUUUUCCGAGAUGAUAUACCUUCGAUUCUCAGUAGCAUUUCAGAGAUGACUCCUGAGACUUCUGCAUUGUUGGUAGAUAUAAUUUUUACGACGCUAUGUAUAUAUGAGGACCGUAGAUCGAGGAAAGCUGUUGACGACUUGAUUGUAAAAGCUUUAGGUGAAACCUUAUUCAUGAAAAGUUUUGCUGCAGCCCUUGUUCAGGGCAUGGAAAAGCAGUGCAAGGUUCAAUCUUAUGUUGGUUGCUAUAGACUUCUCAAGUGGUCAUGUCUUUUGUUAAGCAAGAGUCAGUUUGCUGCAGUUUCAAAGAAUGCAGUAUGCAGAGUUGCUGCAGCACAAGCAUCUACUCUUACUUUAGUUAUUCAUAGAUCUUUUCGUGAGCGAAGAGCUUGCAAGAAAUUGUUUUUUCAGUUAUUUUCACAGUCGCCGGACAUAUAUAGAGUCUACAUUGAGGAAUUAAAGGAGUCACGAAUUCCCUACAAAGAUAGUCCUGAAUUGAUGUCGCUAUUACUGGAGUUUUCAGUUGCAUCUUCUUCUUUUGGACAAUACAAGCAAAUUUUUUUAGACACAUAUGUUAAGUCGGUUUUAAAUGCCAAAGAAAUGCCUGCAGCAAUCCUUAGUGAAUCUUUCCAUCCACUAUUUAUCCAUUUAUCACAUGAAGAUUUUCAGAGUGUUGUCAUUCCUUCUGCAGUAAAAAUGCUAAAGCGCAACCCUGAGAUUGUGUUCGAAUCAGUUGGAGUUCUUUUAAAAUUAGUUGACCUUGAUUUAAGCAAAUAUGCCAAUGAACUUCUUUCCGUAGUAUUAUCUCAGGCUCGUCACACAGAUGAAAGUAGAAGACUUGCGGCAUUGGCCAUAGUGAGAUGUUUGAGCCAAAAGUCAAGUAAUCCAGAUGCUAUGGAAUCAAUGUUCAAUGCUGCUAAAUCUGUAAUUGGAGGCUCAGAAGGAAGACUUCAAUUUCCUUACCAAAGAACUGGCAUGUUCAAUGUCAUUCAAGAGUUGUCAUAUGCUCCUGAUGGGAAAUAUUUAAGCAAGCUUUCAGUUACAAUAUGUGGGUUUCUCUUGUCUUGCUACAAGAAUGAGGGAAACGAAGAGGUCAAGCUUGCAAUUUUGUUUGCUAUUGCAUCUUGGGCAGCAAGAUCUGCUGAUGCAGUUCAGCCAGAUCUUGUCUCUUUUAUUGCUUCUGGUCUCAAAGAGAAGGAGGUUUUAAGAAGGGGUCAUCUUCGAUGUCUACGGGUCAUAUGCAAAAAUGAUGAUGCUGUUUUACAGAUAUCCUCUUUGCUUGGGCCUCUCAUUCAACUUGUUAAAACUGGUUUUACGAAAGCAGUUCAGCGUUUGGAUGGUGUGUAUGCUUUACUUAUUGUUGGGAAGAUUGCUUCUGCUGACAUCAAAGCAGAGGAGACUCUGGCAAAGGAAAAAAUCUGGUCUCUGAUAUCUCAAAAUGAGCCUUCACUUGUCCAAAUUUCUAUGGUUUCGAAGUUGUCAGCCGAGGACUGUGCAGCAUGUGUUGAUCUUCUGGAGGUGCUCUUUGUUGAACAUUCACGCAGAGUGUUGGAAGCUUUUCCCGUCAAAUUACUGUUACAGUUAGUAGUCUUCUUACUAUGCCAUCCAAGUUGGGACAUUCGGAAAAUGGCACAUAAUGCUGCCAGGAAAAUAGUUUGUUCCGUUCCACAAUUAUCUGAAGCGCUUGUAACAGAGUUUACAAAUUUUCUUUCUGUAGUUGGAGACAGAGUUGCUUUAUUGAAAUCAAGGGACACAGAUUCUUCAAUCGACACUCAAAUUCCUUUUAUUCCAUCCGUCGAGGUAUUAGUGAAGGCUCUCGUAGUGAUAUCAUCUGCGACUUGUGCUAACUCUCCAAGUAUAUCCAUGCAAAUUUUAUUAUGCUCGCAUCAUCCAUGCGUUGUUGGCACUGCAAAGAAAGAUGCAGUUUGGAAGAGAGUCCGCAAAUGUUUGCAAACACUUGGAUUGGAUGUCUUUGGCAUUAUUUCUGCAGAUGUUGCGGUUUUAUGCAAGGGUCUACUAGGGCCGAUGGGGUUGAUGAGUUUGAAUGUCUCUGAACAAGAAGCGGCUAUUAAUUCUCUAUAUACUUUGAUGUCAAUUACGCCCCGAGAUACCUAUUUGGAGUUUGAACAGCACUUAACAAAUUUUGAAGACCGUUAUUUACAUGAUAUGCUUUCGGAAAACGAAAUUCAGAUUUUCCGUACUUCUGAAGGAAUGAUUUCCACUGAGCAAGGUGUUUAUGUUGCAGAGUCUGUUGCUACUAAAAACACAAGACAGGCCAAAGGCCGUUUCCGUAUGUAUGAGGACCAAGAUGACAUGGAUCAUAUUAGCUCUAAUCAUUCUGUCAAGAGAGAACCAACUGGUAGAGAAGCUGGUGUGGGGAAAAAAGAUGCUGGGAAGUUAACAAAGAAAGCUGAGAAAGGAAAGACGGGAAAAGAAGAGGCACGUGAACUAUUGCUGAAAGAGGAGGCAUCAAUACGUGAGAAAGUUCAGAGUGUGCAGAACAAUUUGUCUUUAAUGCUCAGAGCACUUGGAGAAAUGGCUAUCUCUAAUCCUGUAUUUGCACACAGUCAAUUGCCUUCUCUGGUAAAAUUUGUUGAUCCUCUUCUCCGGUCACCUAUAGUAAGUGAUGUGGCCUACGAAACCUUUGUGAAGCUUGCCCAAUGUACAGCUUCACCGCUUUGUAAUUGGGCCCUUGACAUUGCCACUGCAUUACGCCUUAUUGCAACAGAGGAAGUCAGCAUUCUACUGAAUCUAAUUCCAGCAGUAGCUGAUGGAGAAGCCAAUGAAAGACCAUCUUUGGGCCUUUUUGAAAGAAUAAUUACUGGACUAUCUAUCUCAUGUAAAUCUGGACCUCUUCCUGUAGAUUCUUUCACUUUUGUCUUUCCGAUAAUGGAGCGUAUUCUGUUAUCUCCUAAGAAGACUGGACUUCAUGAUGAUAUUCUUCGGAUUCUCUAUUUGCAUAUGGAUCCCCAGCUGCCCCUUCCAAGGCUUAGAAUGUUAUCAGCUCUUUAUCAUGUACUCGGUGUUGUUCCUGCAUAUCAAGCAUCUGUUGGAGCAGCUUUGAAUGAAUUGUGUCUUGGUCUAAAACCGGAUGAUGUUGCUUCUGCUUUAUUUGGAGUUUAUGCGAAAGAUGUUCAUGUAAGAAUGGCCUGCUUAAAUGCUAUAAAGUGCAUUCCAGCUGUUUCUAACCGUUCUCUUCCUCGGAAUGUUGAGAUUGCAACCAGCAUUUGGAUUGCCCUACAUGAUCCAGAAAAGUCAAUUGCUGAAGCUGCGGAGGAUAUUUGGGAUCGUUAUGGACAUGAAUUUGGGACUGAUUAUUCUGGAUUAUUUAAAGCGCUUGCUCAUAUAAAUUAUAAUGUUCGUAUAGCUGCUGCUGAGGCGUUGGCUGCUGCAUUAGAUGAAAACCCAGAUUCUAUACAGGAAUCGCUUUCUACAUUAUUUUCCUUGUAUAUUCGUGAUGCUACUUCUGAUGAGAACAAUGUUGAUGCUGGGUGGAUAGGCAGACAAGGAAUUGCAUUAGCUUUACAUUGUGCUGCCGAUAUUCUCAGAACAAAAGACCUCCCUGUUGUUAUGACUUUCCUCAUAUCACGAGCACUGGCUGAUCCUAAUGCAGAUGUUCGAGGACGAAUGAUCAAUGCUGGCAUAGUGAUCAUUGAUAAGCAUGGGAAAGAAAAUGUUUCUUUGCUAUUUCCUAUUUUUGAGAAUUACUUGAACAAAAAGGCUUCGGAUGAGGAAAAAUAUGAUUUGGUUCGUGAGGGUGUUGUAAUUUUUACAGGAGCUUUGGCAAAACAUUUGGCAAAGGAUGAUCCUAAAGUCCACUCUGUGAUAGAGAAGUUGAUGGAAGUGUUGAACACUCCAUCAGAAGCUGUUCAACGAGCGGUAUCAGCGUGCCUAUCUCCGUUAAUGCAAUCAAAGCAAGAUGAUGCAGCUUCUCUUGUUUCUAAGGUGUUGGAUCAAUUGAUGAAGAGUGAUAAAUAUGGUGAACGCCGAGGAGCAGCUUUUGGACUGGCGGGAAUGGUCAAGGGAUUCGGAAUAUCUAGCUUAAAGAAUUAUGGCAUUGUUGCAGCAUUAAGAGAUGGCCUCGCAGACAGGAGUUCUGCAAAAUCUCGUGAAGGAGCUCUUUUGGCUUUUGAGUGCCUCUGUGAAAAGCUUGGAAAAUUGUUCGAACCGUAUGUGAUUCUAAUGCUACCACUACUAUUGGUGUCUUUCUCUGAUCAAGUAGUUGCUGUCCGUGAGGCUUCUGAAUGCGCUGCUCGUGCUAUGAUGUCUCAACUUAGUGCUCAGGGUGUUAAGCUCGUUCUUCCAUCACUUUUAAAGGGACUUGAGGAUAAAGCCUGGAGGACAAAGCAAAGCAGUGUACAGCUUCUUGGUGCUAUGGCUUACUGUGCUCCUCGACAAUUGUCACAGUGCCUCCCCACAAUUGUGCCAAAACUUACAGAGGUAUUAACCGAUACACAUCCCAAAGUCCAGUCGGCAGGUCAAACAGCACUUCAGCAGGUUGGAAGUGUUAUAAAGAAUCCUGAGAUAUCAUCUCUUGUCCCUACACUUCUUCUGGCUCUUACAGACCCCAAUGACUAUACCAAGUAUUGUCUGGACAUUCUCCUCCAGACAACUUUUAUCAAUUCAAUUGAUGCCCCUUCACUUGCGUUACUGGUACCAAUAGUUCAUAGAGGGCUAAGGGAGCGAAGCGCUGAAACUAAAAAGAAAGCUGCACAAAUUGUUGGAAAUAUGUGUUCUUUGGUUACAGAGCCGAAGGAUAUGAUUCCAUACAUUGGUUUACUUCUUCCUGAAGUUAAGAAGGUUCUUGUGGAUCCAAUUCCGGAAGUUCGCUCUGUUGCUGCAAGGGCUAUUGGCUCACUUAUAAGAGGAUUGGGUGAAGAGCACUUCCCAGAUCUUGUCCCAUGGCUGUUUGAUACACUAAAAUCUGAUACUAGUAACGUUGAACGCUCUGGAGCGGCUCAAGGACUGAGUGAGGUUUUGGCUGCAUUAGGAAUAGCAUACUUUGAGCAUGUACUUCCUGAUCUUAUCCGGAACUGUUCUCAUCAAAAAGCAUCUGUACGAGACGGCUACCUAACACUUUUCAAGUUUUUACCAAGGUCUUUAGGCGUUCAGUUCCAGAACUAUUUGCAGCAGGUGCUGCCUGCUAUCUUAGAUGGUCUUGCCGAUGAAAAUGAAUCUGUGCGCGAGGCAGCGUUAGGUGCUGGACAUGUCCUUGUUGAGCACUAUGCAACAACAUCUUUGCCUCUUCUCCUUCCUGCUGUGGAAGAUGGUAUCUUUAAUGAUAGUUGGCGCAUACGACAAAGUUCCGUGGAAUUGUUAGGAGAUCUCUUGUUUAAGGUUGCUGGAACUUCUGGAAAGGCUUUGCUUGAGGGUGGCAGUGAUGAUGAAGGUUCUAGUACUGAAGCGCAUGGACGUGCUAUAAUUGAGGUUUUAGGAAGAGAUAAACGUAAUGAAGUGCUUGCUGCACUAUACAUGGUUAGGACUGAUGUGAGCCUAUCCGUACGUCAGGCUGCCUUGCAUGUAUGGAAAACUAUUGUGGCAAAUACUCCAAAGACUCUCAAAGAAAUUAUGCCAGUUUUGAUGAAUACUUUGAUAGCUUCCCUUGCAUCAUCUUCAUCCGAAAGGCGACAGGUUGCUGGACGAGCAUUGGGUGAACUAGUGCGGAAGCUUGGUGAAAGAGUACUUCCUUCAAUUGUCCCAAUCUUAUCCAAGGGGCUAAAGAGUCAUGAUCCCAGCAGAAGACAGGGUGUAUGCAUUGGUCUGAGUGAAGUAAUGGCAAGUGCUGGGAGGAGCCAGUUGUUAAAUUUCAUGGACGAGCUUAUCCCAACAAUUAGGACUGCCCUAUGUGAUAGCAUGCCUGAGGUCCGCGAGUCUGCAGGCAUAGCAUUCAGCACACUGUACAAGAGUGCUGGAAUGCAAGCAAUUGAUGAAAUCGUUCCCACAUUGCUGCAUGCUCUGGAAGAUGAUAAAACUUCUGAUACUGCUCUUGACGGCCUCAAACAAAUCCUAAGUGUCAGAACUGCAGCUGUCUUGCCUCAUAUUUUGCCCAAGCUAGUCCAUCUUCCUCUAUCCGCUUUUAAUGCACAUGCUCUAGGGGCAUUGGCAGAGGUUGCAGGGCCUGGACUUAAUGUUCAUCUCGGUACUGUGCUCCCUGCUUUGCUUUCAGCAAUGGGUGGCGAGGAGAAGGAUGUUCAAUCUCUGGCAAAGGAGGCUGCAGAAACAGUGGUCUUGGUCAUAGAUGAGGAAGGUGUUGAAUAUUUGAUAUCAGAGCUGCUUAAAGGCGUUGGAGAUAGUAUGGCUUCGGUUAGAAGGUGUUCAUCUUAUCUAAUAGGAUACUUCUUCAAAAACAGCAAGUUGUAUUUGGUUGAUGAAGCUCCAAACAUGAUAUCUACACUGAUUGUCUUGCUUAGCGACACAGAUUCUGCAACUGUGGCGGUUGCUUGGGAAGCCUUAUCAAGGGUGGUUGGCUCGGUUCCAAAGGAGGUACUUCCUUCAUAUAUAAAACUGGUCCGUGAUGCUGUGUCUACAUCCAGAGAUAAAGAACGUAGGAAAAAGAAGGGAGGAUUAGUUCUCAUUCCUGGAUUCUGUCUCCCAAAGGCUCUUCAGCCACUGCUUCCAAUAUUUCUUCAAGGCUUGAUUAGUGGCUCUGCUGAUCUAAGAGAGCAGGCAGCACUUGGCCUUGGUGAGCUUAUUGAAGUCACUAGUGAACAAGCACUGAAAGAUUUUGUCAUCCCGAUAACAGGGCCUCUUAUCAGGAUUAUAGGCGAUCGGUUUCCUUGGCAGGUGAAGAGUGCCAUAUUAUCUACCUUAAUCAUCAUAAUAAGAAAGGGGGGAAUGGCUCUAAAACCUUUUCUUCCCCAACUUCAAACAACAUUUAUCAAGUGUCUACAAGAUAAUACAAGGACGGUUCGUACAAGUGCUGCCCUUGCACUUGGAAAGCUUAGUGCACUCAGUACUAGGGUAGAUCCUCUAGUUACUGACCUCCUUUCCAGUCUGCAGGUGUCAGAUGCUGGUGUAAGGGAAGCAAUUCUAAUGGCUUUAAAAGGCGUCCUAAAGUAUGCUGGGAAAAGUGUGAGCCUCACUGUCAAAAUUCGUUUAAUCGCUCAACUGAAUGAUUUAAUCCAUCACGACGACGACCAAGUUCGGCUUUCAUCUGCUAGCAUUUUGGGUAUCACAUCACAGUACAUGGAAGCUGCCCAGCUCAUUGACCUGCUUCAGCAACUCGCGAAUGCAGCUUCUUCUGCAAGCUGGGUUUCUAGGCAUGGUUCAGUACUUACUAUCUCUUCAUUGCUCAGGCAUAGUCCUACCUCUGUUAUGACUUCUUCUGAGUUCCCAUCUAUUGUGAAUUGCCUUAAAGAUGGCUUGAAAGACGAGAAGUUCCCUCUCCGAGAAGCCUCAACCAAGGCACUAGGAAGGCUUCUUCUUCAUGAAGUUCAAAGUGAUCCUUCAAAAACAUCUGCUCAUGUGGAUAUCCUUUCAUCAAUAGUCUCAGCUUUGCGUGACGAGUCUAGUGAAGUCAGGAGAAGGGGAUUGUCUGCUUUGAAAAUGGUCGCAAAAGCAAGUCCACCAUUCAUUAUAGCCAAUAUUUCACUUAUUGGCCCUGUACUUGCUGAAUGUUUGAAAGACAGUAGCACUCCAGUGAGGCUAGCAGCUGAAAGAUGUGCCCUGCACGCCUUCCAGCUGACAAAGGGUACAGAAAAUGUUCAAGCUUCUCAGAAGUUUAUCACUGGGCUGGAUGCAAGGAGACUUUCCAAGUACAAUGAGCAUAGUGAUGAUAGCGACGAUAGCGGAGAUGACUUGAAAAGUGGCUGAAAGAUUGUUGGUGGUCAUUCUACUUUUUGAAAUUGUUCUGGAACGUAAGUAAACAGCUCAUACCAUCAUGAUGAAGUUCAUUUAGCGGCAUCUUGUGUCUAUAGGGAUUUGAGUUAUAUACACAUUGUAGCAAGAUACAGGAUUUUGAUACCCAAAUUUUCUCACUUGGGUCUUAUUUAGCUUUCAAGUAGAGUCAUAUAAUAGAAAAUGGCACAUGUCGGUUCUUAUUUUUGUAUAAUUAUUGCAAUUAUCAGUUGAAAUAGGAAAGGCUAACUGUUAAAAAGACCCCUUUUUCUGUAAUUUAUGUUCAGUGUUACCAAGGUGACAAUUUUGUUCCAUGGCAAAAUAGUAUUAAAUACUCGAAAUGUAGCCAUUUCUAUCA
Messenger RNA from Mercurialis annua (annual mercury), 8476 nucleotides. RefSeq names its product protein ILITYHIA. The record is from RefSeq and is a predicted model, not a curated record. Gene Ontology annotation, cellular component: cytosol. NCBI's taxonomy places the organism in Eukaryota, Viridiplantae, Streptophyta, Magnoliopsida, Malpighiales, Euphorbiaceae. The transcript has 60 exons. Gene Ontology annotation, biological process: regulation of translation; cellular response to amino acid starvation. Gene Ontology annotation, molecular function: protein kinase regulator activity. Bases 220 to 8094 code for a protein of 2624 amino acids.